This is a messenger RNA of Chrysochloris asiatica (Cape golden mole), 777 nucleotides long. RefSeq lists its product as uncharacterized. The transcript has 4 exons. Gene Ontology annotation, cellular component: ribosome; cytosolic large ribosomal subunit. Bases 1 to 777 code for a protein of 258 amino acids. Gene Ontology annotation, molecular function: mRNA binding; structural constituent of ribosome. Gene Ontology annotation, biological process: maturation of LSU-rRNA from tricistronic rRNA transcript (SSU-rRNA, 5.8S rRNA, LSU-rRNA); translation. Lineage: Eukaryota; Metazoa; Chordata; Mammalia; Afrosoricida; Chrysochloridae. The record is from RefSeq and is a predicted model, not a curated record.
AUGCAGUAUGCAAUUAAUAUACCUAUCUCGGUUGACAAUACCUGCCUGGGUAUUAUAAUUCCAUCUGGGGUCCCUGUCAGGGACGGCUUCGGCUCCUGCUGGGUGAUUGUUAUUAGUGAGGUGUUCCUGGUCUGCAUGAGCAUUGGCCUGUUCCAGCACUUGCCUACCCUCCUCAGGGGGUCCAUUAACCUUCGAGAUUUGGAACGAGUACAAGGCAGCGCAUACAGAGGGGAAGAGGCAGGAGAAGAAGAAGAAGAUGGUAAGGGAAGUUCCUGGGGACCUGAAGAAGCUUUGACUAAGACUUCUAAUACAAUAUCGAAUAGGAAUAGUGAUGAAGGGCAUCCUUGUGUGGUUCCUGCUCACAGAGGGCCUCUUUCCCUUGGCCUCAAAUCCAUUGGCGGCGCGGUUUUUUUCAGCUUAGCCAAGGCCAAGAUCAAGGCACGGGACCUUCGCGGCAAGAAACAACUGGAUGACCUGAAGGUGGAGUUGUCUCAGCUACUCGUCACCAAAGUCACUGGCCGUGCAGCGUUCAAGCUCUCUAAAAUCCGAGUUGUCCGCAAAUCCAUUGCCCGAAUUCUAACUGUCAUCAACCAGACUCACAAGGAGAAUCUCAGGAAGUUCUACAAGGAUAAGAAGUACAAACCUCUGGAUCUGCGGCCCAAGAAAACUCAAGCCAUGCGCCACAGACUCAACAAGCACCAGGAGAACACGAAGACCAAGAAACAGCAGCGGAAGGAGUGGCUGUACUCGCUGUGGAAGUAUGCUGUCAAGUCCUGA